AUGAGAGAGAGACAGCAGCGGGACCGAGUGACUGGAGGAGGAGGUGGAGUCUGUCCCAGCCUGCAUCUGGCCCGCUCCCCUCUCUGUCACCCCGGGCCAAACCCGCCCAGCUCUUCUCACUUACUCUCCGCCUGUUCUCCCGCACGGCUCGGCUCGGACGCACGCAGCACUCACUCACAACACACAGCGAAGACCCGGAAUGGAGACGGAAGGGAGCCAGAGCAGCCUGUCCACCACGGACUCCCCUCACGACCCCUGCAAAAUGUUCAUUGGUGGACUCAGCUGGCAAACAACACAAGAGGGUUUGAAGGAGUACUUCUGCAAGUACGGCGAGGUGAAGGAGUGUAUGGUGAUGCGAGAUCCGGUUACUAAGCGCUCGAGAGGGUUUGGAUUCGUCACCUUUGUUGAUCAGGCCGGCGUGGAUAAAGUUUUGGCCCAAACCAGGCACGAGCUGGACUCAAAAACAAUUGACCCAAAGGUUGCAUUCCCUCGCAGAGCUCAGCCCAAGUUGGUGACUCGAACCAAGAAGAUCUUUGUGGGCGGCCUGUCAGUGAACACAACCAUCGAGGAUGUGAAACAGUACUUUGACCAGUUUGGGAAGGUCGACGAUGCCAUGCUCAUGUUCGACAAGACCACCAACAGACACAGAGGGUUUGGCUUUGUCACGUUUGAGAACGAGGACGUGGUGGAGAAAGUCUGCGAGAUCCACUUCCACGAGAUCAACAACAAAAUGGUGGAGUGUAAGAAAGCUCAGCCCAAGGAGGUGAUGUCCCCCACGGGCUCAGCCAGGGGGCGCUCUCGUGUGAUGCCCUAUGGAAUGGACGCCUUCAUGCUGGGCAUUGGUAUGCUGGGUUAUCCGGGCUUCCAGACAGCCACCUACACCAGUCGGAGCUACGCUGGCAUCACUCCUGGAUAUACAUAUCAGUUCCCUGAGUUCCACUUAGAGAGGACUCCCCUUCUGACUUCACCCCACCCCCCUGAGCUCACAGCCAUUCCUCUCACAGCAUAUGGACCAAUGGCAGCAGCAGCGGCAGCAGCAGCAGUAGUUAGAGGCUCCACCCCGUCUCGCUCAGCUGGAUUUUUAGGUACGAGCAGCCCGGGGCCGAUGGCGGACCUGUAUGGAACAGCCAGUCAGGAGUCUGCUGUCAGCAGUUACCUCAGCGCUGCAAGCCCAGCUCCAAGCACUGGAUUCAGCCAUAGUUUGGGGGGCCCUUUGAUUGCCACGGCCUUCACUAACGGCUAUCACUGAGAGUUGCAGAGCUGUAGACUGAGAGCUGGAAGGAGUUGAAGCUGCUUUGGAGCUGAUCUGGCCUGUCUCUGUCCAGUCCGCCUCUCCGGCUGGUGCAGCUGAACCCUCAACCCUCCACCCUGGUGUCAGCUUGAACCCAGCCCACCCUACUGACGCCUACCAACACUAAACUCCACCCCCUGAGAGAAAAAAAAAGAAAAAGUUGCAUAAAUGGAGCGAAAAAGUUGAUCACUACAUGUAAAAGCAACACAUACAGAUGCUGUAUUUUUAGUGUUUUUUUUUUGUUGUUGUUUUUUUGUUCUUUCUUUCUGUCAUUAUGUUUCACCAUGCUGUUUUUUUUUUUGUGAUGGCUGCGUUGUUUCUUUAUCUGUUUUGGCUGUUUUAUUGGGUUAUGUGAACCUGGUCUCUCUGAGAGCAGAGGAGAAAAGUCUCCAGGUGAAGCCUGUUUGAAGGUCAGGAGCUGUAAUUUGUACUGGAAAACUGUAUAUUUGUCACUAGUUCAUACUGAAUUUUAACAAAACAUUUGUGAUUAAUACUAUUUCUUGAAAUGUGUCACAAAGUGUAUAUCUUGGUAGGUUUUUAACAAAGACUUGUUACACUAAUAACAGUCAGACGACAAAGGUCAUUAGUCACAGUUACAUAAUAGGCCUACAUGAGCUGUACAAUUUUGUAAAAUAUUGUAAAUAUGACUGGUUUCUGGGGGGGCACGGCUAAUUUUUGUGUUUGGGAGGCUUUUGGAGAAAUAAUACGACUGCUUCUUUCAUCAUAUGCAUUGGAAAGCUUGACUGUUACGUCUCCAAGUUUCACACGGAGGUCAAGAACAGUGCAGUAUGUUUGUCUGUCAAUAUGAGACCAGCCACAUACUGUAAUCAUCUCCAGGCAUUUUAUAAAGGACGUGUCAUUUGAUUCUGUUACUGCAUUUAAAAACUGCCUCAGAGUUGAAGCACUUUGAGUUGAGCAGGAGAGCGGCUGAGUCUGGAACAACACUUUACUUUUGGGGAUAACUGGGUGUGAAAAUGCUCCUUCUGUCAGGAGAGAGAGAAAAAAAACAUGCUGUUUUCUUACUUUGUCAUAUUGUUGUUUUAACUGUGAUUUUCAAUAUGUGAUGAUUGUUUGUGAAGGGAAAUGAAGGAGCAGUGUUCAGGAGCAGUCAUGCACGGUUAACAGUGUUCUGACUGAUCCGCUCUGCAGGUUGUGUUGAUGUUUGCGUGAGCGUCAUAUGGUUUUAUACACAUUGGUUUCCAAUGUGCCAUGUUAUGUUUUUUGGGGGGGGAUUGUACCUCAGUUGCAAAUGUGAAAUUUGAAUCUGACUUUUUUAUUAUUACAUUAACAUCUAUGUCAAAGUGUGGAUGGUUGAACCUUUUAGAAAGGUGGCUUUUCCAACAGGAAAGGGGGACUCUUAUUAACUCUUGUUUACCUGUCACCCCUCUUCCAAUCACUGCAUAUCCACUGGAGUUCACAGACUGUAGCAAUGUGACAGCUAUUUUUAGACCAAAACAAUUAUGUUCAAAGCUACUAGGACAUUGCACUGGCCGAUCACAAAAAAAUGUGUUUUCCUUCGAAUGUUAGCUUAAGAACAAAGCACUCUUGAUUUACCAGGUUUUACAUUUUGAUACACUCGCUCACACUGCUGCGGGCUACCAUGGUAGUUCAUACUUUGAUGCUGUUUUCACUGAAAAAUAACAAUCUUGUCAACACUGUAACAUUUUCUGAUUUUCUUUUUCCUGUCAUGUUUAUUCCUUUGAAAAAAAAAACUUUUUAAAAUUCCUAAUAAAUUAUUUUAAAACAUUCCA
Messenger RNA from Epinephelus fuscoguttatus (brown-marbled grouper), 3042 nucleotides. RefSeq names its product musashi RNA binding protein 1b (gene msi1b). The record is from RefSeq and is a predicted model, not a curated record. Gene Ontology annotation, molecular function: RNA binding. NCBI's taxonomy places the organism in Eukaryota, Metazoa, Chordata, Actinopteri, Perciformes, Serranidae. Bases 200 to 1249 code for a protein of 349 amino acids. Gene Ontology annotation, cellular component: cytoplasm. The transcript is spliced from 15 exons.